AUGCCGCGGAGGUCGAUGGCUUGGCAGGCAGCUUGCAAAGCUAUUAUGCUUCUUUUCCUGGCCACGUUUGCAUGGUCAAAAGAUGUAAUAGGAGUGCAUCCGCCAUCGCCAAGCCUGGAUGAGUCAUCGUUACCUCCUAUUGCGCCUUGGCCGCCUUGGACGCCAGCUGGGUUUGUAGGCUGGAAGCUAAUGCAGAUGCUGCGUGACGGUGGCAGCGGCAGCGCCGGCAGCAGUGCCGUACGGGUGGACCUAGAGUCUGGGGGAAGGGGCGCCGGCCGCCGCCGUGCCGGUGGCGGCGGCGAUGCCGCGGCCGUCAGCUCGACGUCACGUGGCGGCCCGGGUCGGAAUGCUGCGGCGGCGGCGGCGGCGCCGGCCGCGGCGGCGGCGGAGGAAUUGAAUCCGUUAUUUGGCUUUACCAAGAAGGCUCGCAGCGCCGCCACGGCCACUGCGGCGAGCGGCGGAUCAGCGGCUACAGGGAGGGGCAACGGCGCAGCGAAUGGGCGGUUACCGCAGCGACCGGCUGGCCGCCGUGCUGGUACUGCUGCUGCCGCGUCGCCGCCGCCGUCGGAUGACUCCGGCAGCGGCUCCGAUGACGGCUCCGAAACCGACUCCAGUAACAUGGGCAUGGAAGUAGGGAGAGUGUGGCCGGCAGGCAAGUGGCGAGGCCCUGCACCAUCCGCCAUUCUACAUCCUCCUGACGGGGUCCCCUGGCCGCCACCUCCGACCUUCCAGAUGCGUCAUUUCGUCGGCGUUCUCGGUGGCUCAAUUUGGUGGCUCAAUGAGGAGAGGGAAAAGAAGGAAGAAGAAACUGAGGGAACUGAGGGACGGGGACUUACGGGGCCCUUAGUGGUGGUGGGUGGUGGCGGUGGUGGUGGUGGUGGUGGUGGUGUGGCCAUGGUGUCGGCACCGGCGAGGCGCGUGAUUGAACGCGACGGGGAGGAGAUGAAUCCCCCAGACAGACCGGAGAGACAGGUAGCCCGGCCCCCGAGUCUGCCCGCGAACGAGUACCCGAGCAGCGGCGCCACGGAGCGGGAUGGCCACCCCGCACCCGAGGCUGGUGUUUGGCGUACCGCCGGCGUAGUGGCCCCACCCUACCCCGUCGAGGAACGCCAGGAGUACCCAGCAUUGGCGAGACAACGCGAGAGCAGCGAUCUACACCCGGCAGCGACAGGCCACCUCAGCUGGGAAAAUAUGGGCAUUCCGUUCGCCCCGAAACGCGCAACGCAAACGGUAGCCCACCCAGCGCCAGCGCCGGGCCACUGGAGCCAAGCGGCAGAAUCAGACGGUUUGCCCCAGCCGGGGGGUAAACUUCUCCUUGGGAACGUGCUUUUUGGACCGAUAGAAUCCGACGCCCGAGGCAUGACUACCCGUAGGAUCGUGCAGAUGCCAGCGCUGCAGCACCUACAACCCCCGCCCAUGGGAUUGGGAGGCAACCCUGGUCGCCUGGCCGCCCAGGCAGCAGCGGUAGCGGUGGAACGCCAUCGGGAGACCUUAGUACGCGCGAACGCCAACUUGGGAGGCACCACACAUACCCACAUCCUGGCAGACGCUAUUGUGGGCGGUGUACUGAUGUCAUUGGGCAGCAGAGCCCCGCUUACAAACAUCGCGGCGGCGGUGGAACAAGUUAUCCGGGGGGUAGAGGAGCUCCUCAUCCGACAACUCAAGACAGCGCUCUCAAGCCCGUUGGGGCUGUCGUACGCCCAGUGGAUAUCGGAGCGCCUCACUACGAAGCUUCACGCGCUGCUCGCCCCUUUGACUACGUAUGCCGCGACCUACGACGCGGACAUCUACACGGUCAGCAACAUGCUGGCCACCUUACUGGGCGGGUUAGAGUUGGCCGACUGCGCGUUAAGCCUGCUGAAACCGAAUCACCCCCAACUGGGGGCAGCGCAACGAGCUUGGCUACUGGCCGCGGAAAACGAGGUCACCAGAGACGCCAUUUGCGAAGCAGAUAUGACGGAGGCAAUGUGGGCGAAAGGCUACGGCCCACAACUGGGCUGCCUUUGGCGCCUGCUGGAACGGGUGGACGAUACGGUCAGACUUCUGCGAUCAACUCUCGCCAACGCAAAAUUCCAAAGCGGUUGGCAAGAGAGCCAAGCUGGGGGCUCACGCACCCAGGACAACCCCCGGGGUGGGGCGAUGAGCGGAGGCCAGGCGGCAGGUAUGAGAAGCAGCGUCGGCAACGGGCCAGCGGGGGAAGAGGGCCGGCAGGGCGGGGGCCGCCGAAACGACGCCCUAGCGGGACGCGGCAGGCAAGGGCCCGCGCCGUGGCAGGCGGCCUUCGACGCAGUGAGAGACGAGCUCGGGAGGCGCAACCUCCCGGCAGAGCUGUGCCCGGAUAAUACCACUUUAUUCCGGACGGCCAAGUCCCUUCGCCCGGCGAUUUGCUGCAACGUGGCACUCCUGGGAAAGCAAUGCCCUAUGGGCGGCCCCCCAGGCUGCAAAUUCGUGCACGACGACCUCCAGCGGACUGUAGGGCGCUUGGUGACUGAGUUGGCGACGAAGAGACAGGCAGGGCCCAACUCGAGCGGGAAUAAGCGGAACUUGACGGCGAUUGGGAGUAGCGACUGCCCGGAGCGAGCGCGAAAAGGAACGCUAGGCAUUGACCCCAGUCGGAUCGGAUCGGACGAGGGAUCGCGCGGAACAGAAGGUGAACCCGAGACAAAAACCCUAACUCUCGAGCUAGACGGCGAGGACGCUGGCACUUGGUGCGACCCGGAAGAAGACGCGCUGCUGUUGUUCUUUAAGAAACAGACGCACCCAGAGUCCCCGGUGACACUAAAUCAGGACCUGGUGCCGUCAGCAGCUCGAGAAAGCUUCUACGAGGCCGUGAACACGACAGCACCCGCAGCACCAGCAGCGACCGGCGACGGCGGCAGCAGCGGCGGUAGCCGCGGCCGCGUCCUUUCACAGCGGCGCCAAGCCCCAUCCUAUCCCCAGUACCUCACACAACCGCUCUUCAUCCCCCACGCGGCAAGUACGACAGCCUCGUCCACCUCGGUGGCGGGCGCGAUGCCGCCGGGCACGAAAACGGAAUCUUCUACGACGGCACCCGACACCAACACAAACAUCAACACAAACAUCGAUACUAACACGAACAUCGACACCAACACCAGGACGAGCCGUGCGGUGUUGGACGGCACGUCACCGGCGACUGCUCCCAGACCGCCGCCGCCGCUGUUGCCGCCGUCACCGCCGCCGAGGCCAAGGCCGCCGAUGCCGUACUACCUGUCAGUGAAGCUGCGCAGUACGGCCACGCUGGAUGCAGUACUGGCGGCGGUGACGGGGAUCCUGGGUGUGGCGUUACUGUUAAUGUUCGCGCUGGUGGUCGUGCGCAUUCGUACGACACUGUGGUACAACUAUCAUUGGCGGUACGCUAAUGCUUAUCACUUUUCACCGGGGGCCAGCUCCCCAGACUUGGGUUAUAGACACGGCGGCAGCGGCGGCGGCGGCCGCGGUGGCGCGGUUACGACGACGGCGCCAAAAAGCGGUGGUGACGGCGGCGUAGACGACGCUUCCAACCCCAACGGCGCGUCCCCAUCAGAAAGGCCUCCACCUCCAUUUUAUGACAGCGCGACCGCCGCCGCUGCGGCAGCAGCUGCAGCUGCAACAGCCGCAAGGACGCCGGAGCUUAGCUGUUCUACAAUGGGAACGGCGGACGCGGAGGCCGGCAGCAGCGCCGCCGCCGCGGCGGCGGCGGUUACCAGCGGCGCUCGCGGUCGCAGCGGCGCUGACGGCGGCAGCGGCCGCACUCACGGAGCCGCAGAUUUACACAACCUCUCAGCUCGCCCACAUGUCAAACAAGCCAACAGGGCGUUAGGGGUUGAGGGUCUUAAGAAAGGUCAUGUCCGUUUCAGCCUAGGGGUCACAGAGCAUAAUCAGGGCCCUGGUACUUGGGACAAUCCGGACAACUCGGGCUCCGGAACCGAUUCUGACCUGCGGGAUGCCGGCGAUACCGGCGACAGCCUGCAAGGUCCGGCCCCAUCGGGGCCGCCGGCGCCGGCGGUGCUGCCAGCGGCGCCGUCAGCUGUGACGCCGGCCUGGUGUCCGGCAGAUGGCCAGGGGGUGGACGUCGUCGUUACAGUGGCCUGCCGUCACGGCGGCGACGGGCCCGCCGUACCAGCGAAGCGUACGAUCCAGGCUACAGCUGCAGGCAGGGCCCAGGGGGCUGGACCUGCCGCGGCGGAGGCGGACUGUACGACGAGUAUGAAAAACACAGCUCAUUACAUUGACAGGUAUGACGGCGACGGCGACGAUGACGAGUCUGAUGAUGACGGUGAUGAUGGCGUUGGUGAUGAUGGUGUUGGUGAUGAUGGCGAGUUUGAUGAUGACGGUGGUGGUGAUGCCGGUGGUGGUGAUGAUGAUGGUGAUGGCGGCAGCUGCCUGGAUGGGAGCGCUGUGGCAGCGGCGGCGGCGGCCGCACGGUUCCGCUAG
Molecule: messenger RNA, 4434 nt
Organism: Volvox carteri f. nagariensis
Lineage: Eukaryota; Viridiplantae; Chlorophyta; Chlorophyceae; Chlamydomonadales; Volvocaceae
Exons: 16
Coding region: 1-4434 (1477 amino acids)
Molecular function (GO): metal ion binding
Source: RefSeq, a predicted model, not a curated record